CAGAUAUCAUGAAGAGUUGUAAGGUUGGAGGAGAUAGGGAGGGGCAACGCUUUGUAGGGAUUUGAAAACAAAGUUUGAGUCAUGGCUGUGGUUGUGGAUAUUGGAACUGGGAUGACCAAGGUCGGGAUUGCAGCGGAUCAAUAUCCCAGAGCAGUGUUUCCAUCUGUAGUGGGAAUGCAUCAGGAUGCUAACCUCAGAGCAGACCUGAAUAAUUACUGUGUUGGGAAAGAAGCCAGGGACAGGCCAGACAUUUGGAUCUCCAAAUACCCAAUCAAACAUGGGAUUGUGACCAACUGGGAUGACAUGGAAAAGAUUUGGCAACACAUCUUCAACAAUGAGUUGCAAGUUGCUCCAGAAGAACAUUCCAUUCUCUUCACAGAAGCACCUCUCAACCCCAAAGCUAACAAAGAGAAGAUGACCCAGAUGAUGUUUGAGAGUUUUGACGUACCACGCGUUUUUGCUACUGUUCCUAGCUUACUCUCCAUAUAUGGAAUGGGCCGCCUCAGAGGCCUUGUACUGGACAGUGGUGAGGGCGUGACCUCUGCUAUGUCAGUCAAUGAUGGCUAUACCAUACCUGAUAGCAUUCGACGUCUAAACUUCGCUGGCAGAGAGCUAAAUGACAACUUAAUGGAGAGUUUGAUUCAGCGUGGCUGCCACUUCAGCACGGCUGCUGAGAGAUUGCUUGCCGAAAAUAUCAAAGAGAAGCUUUGCUAUGUGGCCCUUGAUUAUGACCAGGAGAUGUCAAAGGCUACCACUACUUCCACUCUAGACAAAAGCUAUGAACUUCCAGAUGGUCAAAUCCUUACCAUCAAUAAGGAGUGUUUCCAAUGUCCAGAAGCUCUAUUCCAACCUUCCUUUUUGGGAAUACCAUCAGCUGGGGUCCACAAGAUUGUCAAUGACAGCAUCGAGGCAUGUGAACAUUCUAUCAGGAGUGAUCUCUAUGCAAAUAUUAUUCUGGCUGGUGGAUCUACCAUGUUUCCAGGCAUUGUUGAUCGAAUGCAGAAAGAAAUCACAGUCUUGUCUCCAAAGACAACAAAGAUUAGAAUUAUUACUUCGUCUGAAAGGAAGUAUUUGAGCUGGAUUGGUGGCUCAAUCUUAGCUUCCCUCUCUGCUUUCCAGGAAAUGUGUACCACCAAGCAGGAGUAUGAUGAAUUUGGACUCUCCGUUAUCCAUCGCAAAUGCUUUUAAGUGUUAUGGUUAAGGGCUGGGGGGGGCGCAAGAUAUUCAAAAUAUGCUGAAUGAUGUUAUUCUCUUUAAUUUACGAUUGAUAUCAUGAUGAUGGUGACAGUGACACUAAUUGUAUUUCUGAGUUUCCAUGCCUUGGUCUCAUUUCAUCUACUUCUGGUAAUUUAAAAAAAUAAUAUAUUUGAUUUGAGUGCAACAGGCAGAUGAAUGAUGUUUUGUUGUCUGGUCAGUGACUAAAAUUACAAGGGGGCCAAUUUCACCAAACAAUGUGUGGCAAUCACAUAGGAUCAUGGAAGCUGACAGUAAGCGAGUUAUUUGGCCUGUAAAUGUCUUUGGCAGCUUUUUGAAAGAGCUAUUCAAUUUAAUUCACAGCCUAGAUUUUUCCUUUUGACAUUACAAGUUAUUCCUUUCGAGUACAUUAUCAACUGUCUUCUAGAAGCUCCUGUGGAAUUUGAUUAUAAGGAGUGUGUUCUUGAUUUUUAACAAACCUUUACGGUGAAGAAAUUACUGCUCACUUCCCUUUAGCCUCUUUUUGUGAAUUUAGUUUAGAUUUAUGAUCUCUGGUUACCAAACCAACUAUGAGGAAAAGCAUUUAGGCCCCAAUUGCCCUACACUCUACCUCUAAUUAGCCUUUUUAAAAGUUUAUAUUCAAAAAGCCAAGUAUUUCAUA
This is a messenger RNA of Hemiscyllium ocellatum (epaulette shark), 1855 nucleotides long. RefSeq names its product actin-3-like. Bases 82 to 1188 code for a protein of 368 amino acids. Lineage: Eukaryota; Metazoa; Chordata; Chondrichthyes; Orectolobiformes; Hemiscylliidae. The transcript has 3 exons. The record is from RefSeq and is a predicted model, not a curated record.